Messenger RNA from Ruditapes philippinarum (Manila clam), 9778 nucleotides. RefSeq lists its product as uncharacterized. Gene Ontology annotation, molecular function: 1-phosphatidylinositol-3-kinase regulator activity. NCBI's taxonomy places the organism in Eukaryota, Metazoa, Mollusca, Bivalvia, Venerida, Veneridae. Gene Ontology annotation, biological process: intracellular signal transduction; phosphatidylinositol phosphate biosynthetic process. Gene Ontology annotation, cellular component: phosphatidylinositol 3-kinase complex. The transcript is spliced from 9 exons. The record is from RefSeq and is a predicted model, not a curated record. The coding region runs from base 137 to 5053 and encodes 1638 amino acids.
UGACGGACAUCACGAGACUUCAACACUUCCUGUAGAAAAUUGGAUUAUUUAUUUGUUUUGACAUUUUAACACAUUAUAAUGUUAAUAUCUUGAACAUAUAACGGGCACAAAACUUUCUUAAUAGAAAACUCAUGAGAUGGCAGGCAAGAACGAGCGCUCUGCAACAUUGCCAUCAAACUUGCGUCAUAGUGUAGCGCAUGCCGAAGAGAAGGAAGGGCUAUUUACAAAACUUAAGAAGAAAUUUAGACUUAAGAAAGGAAGAUAUCAUGUGGACGUAAGUACUGGAGAAUGCGAAAAUAUUUCUGCAGUGUCAUUUAAAAAGAGACAGAGUCGUGAAGUUCUUGAGGAUGAAUCUCCAUGGAAGCUGCGGGAUCCGGCAUCAGAGAGUCAAGACUCAUUGAAAUUGUCUGAACUUACGUUAGGUAAACCUGGUGAUAAGCAACAUUUAGCUUUAAAAGGAAAAGAACGAAAGUUAUCUAAUCCGGAAACAUACACAAGAUCUCUGACAAGUUCAGAAAUAAACUCGUUUCAAAGGAGCAGCUUUGAUGCUAAGGCUAAAGGUAAAUCAACCAAUGAAUAUAGUCCUCUUACAUACGAUACCAAAGAAAAUGUGACUGAUAGAUCUCUAAAGAUACGAGAAAGUACUCUUACUAAUGACUGCGUUUUACACGAUGAUAGUGCCAUUGAUUUGGAUACAGAUGUCGAACACAUUAGAAAAUCUGUAGGGAACAAUAUUGGAAUUGUAAACAUUGAUACAGGUUUUGAUCCUGGUUAUGAAAAACUGCCGGAAAAAAGACCCAGUAGCAGUAGGGAGGGAACUUGUGUGACACCAGGUAGUGAUUUUGAUCCAAAUUACGAAUCUGUGCAGGAUGUGAAAGAUAAAAUUAAAGGCAAAACUGACCUCGAGUUUGAUCCGAAUUAUGAAAGUGUUGAUGAGGCAAAAGCAAAGAGCAAGUCGGAACAGUUGGAAACAGAUGAAUGUUGGUAUAUAGAUAAUGAUCCAGGAUACCAGUCUGUAAAAGAUGUGAAACGUGAGACAACCGAGACUGUAAAUAAAGGUAUCAGACCACCAAAAACAUACAGUAAAAACCAGUCCAUAGAAUCGUUAGACGAACCAGGGUAUGAGUCAUUAAAUGACGUUAAAAAGAGAAUAGCUGAGCAAAACUUUACCAAAAGUGGUUGUAAAACUAUAACUAAAAGUGAGGAACGGACAGGGACCAGAACUGAUGGUUUUUCUUUAAGCUCAUCUGAAACAGAUGAGUACUUCAAUGACUCGGCAAUAGGUUCGGUUCCCAAGUCAGAAAGUUUGCCGCAGAUGGAGGUACGUGAAAGAAGAUCAGUGUCGGGUGAGGCUGUUUUAACUCAACUAGAGAGUGAGCGCGGCCUGCAAGCAUUUGCCGAAGCAGUUGUUAGUCUGACUGGUGUGGCUACAGCUCUGACAGCCUCAGGGACCAGUAAGGAUAGUGGGUUUGAGAGUAAAGACAGAAGUUUAGAUUCCGAACAAGCAGAAAAUUUGUACAGUAGUGUGAACAAGACAAAGAGAGAUGAUGACGAGACACCUUAUAGUUCUGUUAACAAGGAGAAAAAACUGUCGACAGUAGACCAGCCGGAAACUGGAGACAAACAUGUGGCUGGUCCUGAAGCAGUUGUAGAUGAAUAUGACAGCGAUGCAGAGCUUAUGUUAGAUCCUGGUUAUGCUGAAUGUGCAGAUGCUAUCAAAGGUGUCAUUCCUUACUCCAUAUAUUCUGAGGGCAGUGGUUCAAAAAUGUCAAGUUGUACCAGUCUAGAUUUAUCAGCAGAAGACUUUGCUCUAGAACCAGGCUACGCAGAAUGUGCAGACGCAAUUAAAUCAGGUGCGAUCAAGAAAAUCUCUGUGUCACAUGAGAGACUGGUUGAGCAAACUGUAGGUCACAAGCAUGAAGAUAAAGUCAAAGGUGAAAUCAGCUCAGAGAUAUACGCAAAUCCGCAGAUAUUGUUUAGAAAACGUUCAAAGCUUAUUGAAGACAGUAAUGAAGAAAAUGCUGCAGCAGACAACAAAAAUGUUGAAGAAAGUAAAGAAAAGACAAAACUAGUUGGAGAGGAAAUUUGUCUUGCAGUGAAUAAAAGUGGUAAAAAGAAGGAAAAGAAAUCGAAGAAAGCGAAAGUUGUAAAGGAUAUACCUCCAGAAGCUCCGCCACUUCCUGCCCGGAAUUAUAGUCUUUAUUUAGACGGUGAGGAAGCGGAACAAGUUGUACAAGAAGUGUUACAAGAUUGUGAGAAAGGUAUUGAUAUUGAUGCUUCUAGUCUAGAUGAUGCAUUUGCCACAGAAGAAACAAGUACUAACCAAUCAGCAGGAGACAAAUUAUGCAAGGAAAUAAAACAGUUAGGAACUGAUAAAACAGAAAAGGUCUCUAGUGUAGAAAAGAACCUGGAAGAGAAUGAUAAAGAAUCAGAUGGAAAAGAUGCAGAACCAACUGAUAAUGAGUCAGAAAAGGAAAAACAAGACAUCUUGGAUAUAACUAAAGAAAAUGACCAAGCUGUGAAACAUGAUUUAACAGUUUACUCUGUAGAAUCUGAAAAUGUGACUCCUAACACAGAUGUACUGAAUAAAAGUUGUAAUAAUUAUAUAUCUUCAAAUUGUUGUGAUGAAACUCAUGGAAAUUCUUCUGUAAAUGUUGAAACAGAGGGAGAAGAAAAUUGCCUUCAUGUUGUUGUUAAAGAUGAGAGUGGUGCGGAAAGAGUGCUCAAAGUUGUGGAGAAACAAGAGUCUUUCCACCUCCAGAGGAGAAGAGAAAGUAGCCGAAAGAAAGUGAACAACUGUGCACCACCCUGUGAUGAGAAGAAUGGACUCGAGGAUAAAAAGAUCCUUAUUAAUAGUGAUAAUUCAAGUGGAUAUUCUUACAAAGAAGGUCUCAGUCAUACCAAAGAGGGAGAAAUCUUAAAGCCAUUUUCUACAAAUUUUACUUCGGCAAACUGUACAGACUUGCUGAAUACCAAAGACAAUAUUGAUCAUGUGUGUGGAGUGGAGUGUAAUAAAGAUAAGAAGGAUGUUAAAGAAGGUUGUGCAUUUAUUUCAGAAACAACUAAGUCUGAUCCCUCGUUGAAGGUCAGCCAAACUGAUCACACUUUUGCUAACAUUGUAGAUAAUAUAGCGAGUGAAAAUGGAAAUAUAAAUGCAUAUCAUUCAAACUAUUCUGAUACUAGUAACAAACGUGAUUCUUCAGAAGUGGAAAAUAGUAAUUUUCUUACAGUGGCAGUCAAAAUGAAAUGUAUAUCAGUUGAUUCAGACAGUGAUUUUAUUAACACUGAGGAUUUACCAAAACUAGAAAUCAGUGAAAGUGAUCUGGAGAGUCCAUUUGACAGUAGUGAUAACUCGAAUCAUGUAGAUAUUGAAACUGAAAGUGCUGGUAUUGAUAAGUUAACUCAAAGAAUAAAAACUGAAGAUGAGAUUAGUCAUUGUUCAGACAGUUCUAAGUUUAAGGAAGAAAGUGCUAAAUUAAAGGAAGACAGUUCUAAUUUAGUAGAAGACACUAGAGCUGAAAUAGGCUCUGCAGAAAUUCUUUGCUUAGAUAGUACUGGCCAAACUUGCAAAGAAGUUGAUGUAAGUGUGGAAAAUGCAAAUGUGGAGGACAAGUCAUCUGAAAAAACUAUUUGCUCAUUGUUUGCCGUAGAAACAAACAAGCCACUGUGUUCAAAUGGUUUAGUCAAUAGAGCUGAUCUUAGUGUAAGUGAAGAGAAUGGAGUUAUAAAUACAUAUCAACAUAAGGGUGAUGAUGUUGUGGAUGGUAUUGAAGGUCAGUCAAGUGACAGAAAAGCUACUCUUGAAAGCAGACUAUGUGUGAUUGAAUCAGAAAAGGAGAGUGAAUCUGAUUUAUCCAAAUUAAUUGAUGACCUUAAUGAUGAGGUUGUGGUAGCGAGGGUUGAUCCAGAGUUAAGUGAUGAUAGUGCAAUAGGGAAUAUUGAUGACUUUCAACAAGUUGAAAAUCUCAACCAUAACGAAGUUACUAACUCUGAAUCAGACACUGAUGCUAGUCAGGACAAAAACAAUUCUAAUGAUUUUGCCAAUAGUUCAACAGAGAACGUUACCUCAAAAGAGUUGCAUUUGAUUUAUGAAAAACAACAUCCUAAUCUGUAUGAGGAUUCCGAACCAACUCACAUGUCUUUAGAAGAAGCUUUGGGUUUAUCACCUAGCAAUCCAGUUACAAGGUCACAUUCUGAUAGUAGUGGUCAUAGCCUUUUGUUUACAGCCAGUCCUAACGCCUUCAUUCACUCAAACAUUCCAAAUAUUCAAUUUGAAAACCAAUCAGAAUUAACUGUAACUCCGCCUCCAAGGCCACCUCCUAUAGCUAGUUCCAGCCAAUUAGAAAGCAGGAUUUGUGUAACUGACCAAUCAGGAGAGGUUGGUAAAGCAGUCACGCCCAUUGACGAAGUCCCCUCCCCUUUCAGUUUAUCAUACAUGAGAACUGACCAAUCCGAGGAAGAAGCCCCGCCUGCAAUACCUCCAAGACACAGGACACCAAGAACACCAGGACGCCCAGUGUCAUAUUCUCAGGAUUUUAUGGAGAGCAUGAGGCAACUAAAGGAUUGUGGCUGGUAUUGGGGACCUCUCAGCUGGGAGGAGGCUGAGCACAAGCUGGGCAAGUCACCGGAGGGCACGUUUCUUGUGAGAGACAGCUCUGAUGAACACUACAUACUUAGUCUGUCCUUCAAAAAUCAAGGUCGAGUUCACCACACAAGAAUUGAGCACCAUAAAGGUCAUUUUAGUUUCUGGUCACAGCCGGACAGUCAUGGAAAGUCUACAAUAAAAGAGUUUAUAGAACAAUGUGUAGAGAACUCGAGGAAUGGACGAUUCUUGUAUUUUAUCAGGCCAAGUGGUCCCGGGAGUCCCCCAAUGCCGAUACAGUUACUUAACCCAGUGUCACGGUUCAAACAGAUGCGAUCUCUACAGCAUAUGUGCCGGUUCCGUAUUCUACAGCUUGCACGCCGGGACCACAUCGAUCAUCUUCCCAUCCCGACGAGAAUAAAACAGUAUUUGAAGGAGGCGCAGUAUUACGUCGAAAGUCUCGACGACUGAAGAGAUCUUCAUGUAUAAUUAAAUCCUUUACAAUACCUUUAUCUAUAUCUCAAAGCUAAUACGUUGUCGUUGUUUGUUUUUUUGUUCAGAAAGUAUCUCUUAAAAAUAUUUUAUUUUCAUCUUAAAAAUAAAGUAAUAAUUUUUAAUUUGGGAUCUCUUUUAAUGUUUUUUUGUAUCUCAAAAAUAGGGUUUUUCUUCUUUAAACAUGAUGUAGAUAAAUGGGGUUUAAAUAAAUAACAAUUUUUUUUCCUGCAUGAAGAGAAUUUGGUGCCCAAUUUUUUUUUUUUUUUUUUUUUUUUUUGUAUCGAAGAUAAUAGAUCUGUCAUGAUAUAUUAAGCAUACCACAAUUUUGCAUUUUGAUUUUUUUUCGUACCUCAGGAGUUAUAGUAAAUUUUUGUUUCAAAUCAUAGUUAAAAUUGAAUGACCAGCAUGCACCGAAAAAAAGUUUUUUCAUAGUAUUACAUUUGUUAUUACAUAAUUUAGAUGAAUUAUGAUGUUGAUGUUAUAUUGUUUGUUUAUAGUGUGUAAAACCAUAUAUCUGCUACCUAUAUUUUACAAAAUUAUUGCUUGAAUUUUGAAAACGACUUCUUCCCAAACUUGUCAGUAUGAAAUAUCAUCCUAUAGUAUUUUCUUAAGAGCGAUUGUGCAUGUAAAAAAAUCAUUGAUAAACAGUAAAAACCCAAUCUGAUUAAAAUCAGCUCCUAAUUAACGCUACGCAUCAGGCCAAAAAUAACUUCGGUAGAUCUGAACUUGAGUCAGAUUUAGUUAAAGCCCUACUUAAAUUAGCAGCAUAAUAUUAUGUGCCUGAUGUUCUAUUCUGUUCUAAUCUGUUAACGUACAUGCAUGUUAAAUAACAGAGACUUUUUGUUAAAAGUCUUUUUGAGAAUGGCCAAAAUUCAUGGGAACAACAUAUAAUUUUGCUGGUUAUACAUUUUAUAAAAAUGUUUUGUGAGAUAUAGCUUUAUACCCUUUAAAAAAAAGUGAAUGUCAGUUUCAAUUAAAUAAGUAAUUUUAACAAAGGACUUCAAAAAAAUAAUAUAAGAAAUUCAAUCAAAAUGAAAAAAAGAUUUAGUUAUGAUAUUAACUGACAUCAUAAUCUUAUUUUCAAGCAGAAAUAAAUCUCUUGAAAAUUUCCCACUAUGUUCAAGAUGGUACAUUAAUCUGAUGUCAGGGUUUACAUUAUUAACAGAUUGGCGAUCCAUAUCAUCUGUUUUUUACAGCCUGUACGUUAAAUUAUCAUCUGUGGGCCUUGGUCGAAUCGGUUGUUUCCUUUAGGGGAUCUGUUGUCACAGAUAAAAAUGAAAACCCAGGUUGUACAAGUCACAGACAUUUAAUUUUAUUGUCUAGAAAUUCCUGGCCGCAGACACAGUUGUCUUAGAAUAGUCUUAUUCUUUACUGAUAUCAUGAAUGGUGUACAAAGUCAGUAAAACAAUCUACAAAUAUAAACUUAUAUGAUACAAAUUUGUUGCCAUAAUAUUGUUUGGUUUAAAUGUUUUGUUAACCGCAUAUGAUUUUCUCUACAAGGUCUGUAUAAACCCUUUUAGAUAUUAAAGGCUUGCGAUGUUUUGCUUUGACAUCUGAAAGUUACCAAGAGUUCAAGAUUGAAUUUCAUUUCUGACUUUUUGGUAUUGACAUCUUGACUCCUUAUUUCUGACUUCUUAUUUUCACAUCUUGAGUUCUAUUUUUGCCCUUUUGACUUCUUAUUUCUCUUCUCGAUUCUUAUUUUAGACUUCUUGACUUGUAAUUUCUGACAUUUUGCUUAUUAUUUAAACACAAAUAUGAUAGUGCCAUAUUAAGUUUAAAGGUAUGUUUGAUAAUUUAUAUGGUUUGUUAGAAAAAUAUACAUCUUAACCUUGAACAUGCUGAAUAUUUUUAAUGGACUUUUCCCACUUUCAUUUUUUGGGACUGUCCAUUAUCAAUUUUAGGGAUAUCUAUUUGAAUAUUUAAAGUUUGUCAGCCAACAGUAUAGAGCCUCGUCAGACUACCAAGAAUGUGCAGACUGGCCUGACUAUACUGGUGGCAAAGGCUUAACGCUUUCAGUUCCAGCACUUAAAAAGUUAACACCUUUAACUUAAAGGUUCUAUAGUAAUUGUGGGUUUUUUUGGUAUUUGUUUUUAAACAGUGUAGUUUGGCAUUAAGACCUUUAACACUGCACAAUAUCCGACAAGUAUUGCAUUUAAAUAAAUAAACAAAAGGAAUGAAUCUGUAUGAAGCAUGCCAUUUAACUCUUUUUACAUUACAUUUACGUUUUAAUUAAAAGAAAUUAGUAAAAUUUUAACUUUCACAUUGAGAGGAAGAUUGUUUGUAACAUAUAUUGUGUAAUAUAUAAUAAAAUAUUAUUGUAAAUAUGAGUGUUAUUAUAAUUUGUGCUGUAAAUAAUAUAAAAAAGGGGCCAUAACUACAUAUCUUUGAUAAAUGUUGCUGUGUUUAUUCUAUUUAUUUGUUUAUGAUAUUUUGGAUUGUAUUGUUAAAUGAUAUAUUACUAGGAUGAAUUGUGCUUUAAAAAGGAUUUGUAUUUGUAAAUAUAUACAUGUAUUUAUGGCAAGAAAAAGCUGUUAGAAAAUGUUAAACUUUGGGGGGUUUUUUUCCAGAAAAAAAAUUAGAAUAGGCUAAAAUACCAUGUUUUUUUAGCUUGACCAAUUAAAAAAUAGGGUGAGCUGUUGCACUCACACCCAGGCAUCAGUAUUACACUUUGAUUUAAAUUUUUGCGUGCAAGCUAGCUUCUCGAAAACUACUACAGAAAAUUGGUUGCAACUUCACACACUUAUUUCAAAGCAUAAUAGGAUGUCACUGUCCAAGGCCGAUAACUAUAACAUGGAAUUUGUAAGAAUUUUGAACUUAGAAAAUUCUCUAUUAUCCAGGUUCUUGUUUAACUAUGAAGCAUUGAAAAUAGUUGAGCACACCAUUUUAUCGACAGCUCUUGUUAAGUAAAGGAUGUUGCUUUUUUAGAAAUAAUGCAAAACCAUCAAAGAAACAUAAUUUUGAUUAUUUUAACGAAAGGUUUUAUUAUAAAUUUGUUAUGUUUUGUUACUCAGCCGAGCAGAACAAGGGGCUAAAAGGCUGUUAAGAUUGCCCAAUGUCAAUGUGCAUUGUUAUUUGUAACAUAAGAAUCAAGUUAUCAAUUAUGAAAAUAAUUUCAUUAAUCUUGUCACAAUCUACGCAAUGUGUUUAUUUCCUAGAUAAAUAUAUACAUGUAUAGAUUUAAGAAUUGUUGGAAAUUCCUUUGAUUGUGGUUUAAAUAAGAACCCCUUCUAUAUAAUAAUAAUGAUUCAGGUCACUGACUUCAAUAAACUUGCCUCUCGAUGCCUUGGGUUUGAUAUCCCUCCCCCGCCUACCUCAAACCAGAGAGUUUGGAUCCUUUCAUGUGAGAAAAUUUUACCAGCUUGAUCAAAAAGUGUUGGUGGCUCUACAUCCUGUACAUGGCUUAUACUUGUACUGUAAUUAUGCUUGGACAGGUACCUGAAAGGUAUACUUACUAUUUGACCUUGACUUUAGACCCCACUUAAUAAAACAAAUUAACAAUGUUGAAAACUUUUUUUACCACUACCAAAUGAAAUAAAAAAAUGUGGCUUUUCCUCUUUUAGUUUUGGUCUCAUAUUGUAUGAUUGUAAUAAUAUUAUUAUCUUUAGGAGAAAAAAUAAAGGGAUUUAGUAUUUAAUUUGUUACUAUCUCAAAAUUUUAGUUUUUUCAUGAAUUAAUAUUGAUUGUGUUAUGUAUGUUUUUGAUUAAUUUUGUAUAUAGUAUAUUAAGAUGUUGUGCCAAAGAAAUUUGUAAUUUAUUGUUAAUUAACAAAUUAAGUUUAUAAGUUAUUGUCUUUUUUACUGUAAAAUUUGGUCAAAUUUUUGUUUAUUGAUGUAUUUGAUGUUGUAAACAUUGUAUGAUGCAUCAAAGAAAGAAUAUAAUAUAUUGUCACCUUAGUGCAAUAACUGGUUUACUCCUAUUAACUUUAGAAGGACUUAACCUGUUACUGCACUAAGGCAGUGAAAUGCUAUGUAGUAAUAUUUGUUAAUGCUUUCGUGAAUAAGAAUAGUACAAGAUUGCCCUACAGCAAUGAGGCAGUUGAUUUUAAUCAUGACUCCCCCACCCCAACUCCAUCUGGUGCAUUUUCCCCUUAUUGAUCCUCACCACCUUUUCCUCUUCUUGAAAAUGUAGCAGGGAUUUUGACUUAUGAAGUCAUAGUAAAAUGGGGAUGGUCAGAUAGUAAAAUCUAUGCUAAAUGUCCCCUCAUAGCAAGUUGGAAAUAUCUCCUGUAUACUAUUAUAUUAGCAGCCAAACAUAACCAAAUUAUUGGCACUGGCAUGCAGGGACAGAAAGAAGGGAGAAAAUAAUCAGGUUAUUUCCCCUUCACUGCCUUGGGGGCUGUGGGUGGGCUUAAAAUUGACUUAUACUGAAAGGCUGUUUUAAUUUGUUUUAAAUAGAUUUACCCAUAACCCUCCUGGAUUUAAAAGAUAAAAGCCACCAAUAAAGAGCCAGACCAGCCUGUGAAGUUUUACCAGGGUAGAUAAUAUGUUGGUAGUUCAAUUUUUGUAUUAAUUUUAAUAUUCAAACAUGUAAAAACUUUGAAUGGACUGUUCCAAAUUCAAAGCUAGGCAAAUCCAUUAUAGAAAUUCAACAGGUCAAAGGGUUAAAAGGCUUUAAUGCCAACAAGAUGUUUCUGCCUGUUCACUGUACAUUUAGGUUCUCAUUGGCCGCCGUACAGUAACCUACUUUUGGCUCAAAAUUCCU